Suncus etruscus (white-toothed pygmy shrew) is the source of this 849-nucleotide messenger RNA. It is a transcript of the gene TMEM70, whose product is annotated as transmembrane protein 70. Gene Ontology annotation, cellular component: mitochondrial membrane. Bases 26 to 787 code for a protein of 253 amino acids. Gene Ontology annotation, biological process: mitochondrial proton-transporting ATP synthase complex assembly. NCBI's taxonomy places the organism in Eukaryota, Metazoa, Chordata, Mammalia, Eulipotyphla, Soricidae. The record is from RefSeq and is a predicted model, not a curated record. The transcript is spliced from 3 exons.
ACUUCCCCCAGCGUGGGCUUCACGUAUGGCUCCCGGGAUGCUCAUGCUGCUGGCGGGGGGCGGCCGGGGAGCGCCGGGACUGCGGCUUUGCUGGACGAGGACCUUGCGGGGGGCAGCCGCCGCCCUCCCGUGCCCCGGGGGGCCAGUCAUUGGGCGCUCGACCUCUCGCUCGGGCUGCUGGAGGCCGCUUGGCGGCGGGACCUCCGGAGUGCGCGUGGCCCUGCAGAUACCUGUUUCUUGGGAAAGAUGUGUUCGAUGCUUACAUACACAACAUAAAAAAUCAGAAGAUGGAAGGCUGAUUUAUACUGGGAAUCUGGCUCGAACAGUAUUUGGUGUGAAGUGUUUUUCUUAUUCUUCAAGUCUGCUCAGCCUGGCAUGUCUACCUUACAUCUUCACCCAAAAUAAUGUUAUAUUUGGAAGUCUCCCUUUGCAGAUCUUAUUUUAUGGCAUCAUAGGAAGCUUUACAGUGAUCACCCCAGCGCUGCUUCACUUCCUUACAAAAGGAUAUGUCAUUCGGUUGUACCACGAGGCCACAACAGACACCUACAAAGCUGUCACGUACAGCAUUUUACUUACAGAAACAAAUACAGUGUUUCACCAGAAUGAUGUGAAGAUUCCAGACAGCGCACAUGUGUUCACCACGUUUUAUGCUAAAACAAAAUCACUGUUGGUUAAUCCGUCGCUCUUUGCCAACCCUAAAGACUACGAUCAUCUAAUGGGCUAUGACAAACCAUUUACUUGGGAUGUUGAAGAAGCCAGUGGAGAGCAACUGAAAGAUGAUAAAUGAAUGUUCUUAUACGUGCUCUUAAGUAUGAUUAUCUAAUGUAUAAUAAAGCUGUCUUUACCUUU